GCUUUCAAAUACACAAGAAGCCUACGUAUGAGACUUGACUUUGUAGAUGAUGAUAAUAAUUUAAAUUAGAAGGCUGACAAGUUAAAUCCACAAAUAUAUUUAUUUAAACAUUGAUCUAUGCACGAGCUAUUUGUAAAGGAAUACACCUGGUGAGCUGUAUUCGGCCAGUUGUCAUGGCAACCAAUCAUACAAACGAAAACGUCAACAAUAAAGAGAAUUCUUCCGUUGUGUUUAUCGAGUUCUGCGAUCAUGGAUUUAGGUUUAAUUGAUAAGCUGCGAUUAUUAAAAAUCGACACCGAACUAAGGCCACACAUAAAAAUGAAGCCAAUGAGUCGUUAUUACUUCGUGGCCUCCACAAAUCCUGGUGAGCAGUUUUACGUAUUCGCCUCCACUGCGGCUUGGCUCAUCAGGAAAAUCGGGAAAGACUUUGAGCAACCAAAUGAAGAAGACGACCCGAAUCCCAUUAUUGCAAACAUCAUAGACAUUCUCAGACAAAAAGAUAUUGCCGUCGAAUUUUCUUCCCAUAAGUUGAAACAAGGUUAUGGCGAGCAAGUUUGCUAUAUUCUUAACGUUUUGGCUGAUGAAGCAUUGAAAAACCAGAAUUUUGAAUGGCAGAAUCCUAUUGUCAACAUUCCGGAAACGGAAGAAUCUACAGACGACGUGGAUCAGGUAGUAGACGAAACUGAAAUACUUCUUGAUAAAGUAGAAGAAGAAAUGGCUAUUUAUUCUGAGGAAUCUGACGGAGAAUAUGCUAAUGUGGAUGAAAAAGAGCCAAUUAAUAUAGCUAACAAGGUUCACGACUGGGAGGCUUGGAAAUUAGAGUUAGAGAGGGUAGCACCAGCUCUGCGAUUAAAGAUAUCUGCCGACGGUCGCGACUGGAGAGCAAGGCACGCUCAAAUGAAGACUUAUAGAGACGAAUUGUUUGAAAGAUUCAAAAUUACUGGCUCUCAAUUAACCAAACUGCACAGUAACAUUACUUCUAUUAUGGAUAAGAUAAAUGCUAGAGAAAAUAUUUUGAACGAACAGUUUGAACCUUUAGUUAGAGAAUAUGGUUCUCUUUUGGACGAAUUGAAUAAAGUUACUAAUGAAUAUAAAGAAGUGAGCGUUGGUGUAACAGAGAGGCAAGAAAUGUUAAAUGAAAUAACUGCCAAAGUUGAGACGAUAAAGCAGAGAACGGAAUCGAGAGGGUCUUCAAUGAACGACAACUCCCCGCUGGUGACCGCAAAGAAAGCAGUGGCUAACCUGAAGAAGGAUAUACAGGAGUUGGAUUUCCAAAUCAUAAUACUCCUAUGGAUGCUGACUACGAAAGAGAACCCGAAUAAUAACUUGUUGACAAACGCAGAGACUAGAAUGGUUGCGACGGAAGCUUAUUAAUUAGAUAUUUUGUAUUCACUGUUGGUUUGGUGUUUAGACAGGGGCUCAUAUAAAUACGGUAUCUAUGUA
This is a messenger RNA of Amyelois transitella, 1443 nucleotides long. It is a transcript of the gene IFT57, whose product is annotated as intraflagellar transport protein 57 homolog. Gene Ontology annotation, cellular component: intraciliary transport particle B; cilium; centrosome. The record is from RefSeq and is a predicted model, not a curated record. Gene Ontology annotation, biological process: intraciliary transport; non-motile cilium assembly. Bases 250 to 1374 code for a protein of 374 amino acids. The transcript has a single exon. Lineage: Eukaryota; Metazoa; Arthropoda; Insecta; Lepidoptera; Pyralidae.